AAGUCGUCUACAAAAGGAACGGAAAUAAAAUCAAAAAUCAAUUUUUAAAUACCUCUUCUCUCUAAAGAACUCACCAAUGAAACAAGUGUAACUACUGUAACACAAACUACAAAAAAAAAAAUUUUGGUUCAUGUUCGCAGGCAUAAAUAUGUUUUUGGUCCGUCAAAAUGACUCUAAGAAGGGCCCAAAACUUAUUUAUUCCCAAAAACAUUGAGUGCAUUGCUAUUAGUAUCAUUUUGGAGGGCAUCCCGAAAACAUUUCUCCAUAAACUCAUUUGAAGCAUUAAUACGCAAACAUGCGUAUUGAACCAUUUGCAAAUCUCAAGCCUGCGCGCGCGAGUACGCGUCAACAAUGUUUAAAGGAAAUCCAUGGCAACCGAAAAUAACAACCAACACGCUAAGACUCUGUUCAGUUCGAAAGGCGUAGAAAAUCGUUUUCUCCCAAAUUCCGCUCCACUAACACGUUUUUCAGCUAAGAAAAAUGUCUAGAAAUCUACUGGACAGGAUCAAAGAGCUGCAAGAUGCCAUGGACUCUUGUCAAAGAAGUACAGAAAAUUUAAUCGAUGACUACAGACAGAGUGUGCUACAAACGGCUGCCGUGGUAGCGGCCGCGAAAAUCAACGAGGAGAAAGUUCAAAUUGAAAGGAAAAAAGAACUUUUUCGGAGGAUGAUCGACAGGGAGAGAGAAGCAGGUCAACUCGCUAUUAAGAAGGUGCACAAAAUUGCAAAGAAAUCCAUUCAAGCCUUGAUAAAUGACAAGGACAAAGAGUUGCAAAAAGCUCUUGAUCACAUGGAACGCGAGCACAAGGCGGAGAAGGCGAAGGCGAAAGCUGAAACACGACAGAAAACAAUUUACGAGUUCACAGCAACAAGAAAGAGGAAAAAACGUGCAAGUGAAGAUUCCAAACAGAAGGCUGCUAGAGCUAAUCGAGAAAGUCAAAACCUCAAGUGUGAAAGUUGCGGAAAAGUGAGUGCUUCCUUAUUGAUGUGCAGUGGUUGUCGUAUAGCUUUGUACUGCGAUGAAGUUUGCCAGGGGAAAGAUUGGGGCCGACAUGAAAAACACUGUGGGGACGGCACAGAAACCACCAUUCGUAAAAAAGAUUCUUAGGAAUAUUUACCAUUUUCACAUGUUAAUCUGUUACACAUUUACAAAUUACCUCAAUUAUAUUUAAUAAACGGAAGGUGCUUUCACCGAUACGCACUGCUGGUCGAGAAAUAUUUGAUUCCCUAUGAAACGCGAUUUUAUAACGAAGAGUGUGUCAGAAUUUCGGCACAAUCCACAAAGCAAAUAGAAAGUAUUUCGGGAAAUGAAGCGAAGAAAGCGUUCUUUUUCUUCACGGAGGUGAAAAUAGACCGAAAGCUUUGAAUACUUGAUAAAUCUGAAAAUCUACCGGUCAGAAACAAAUUCAUUUUGUCCUGAGCUUGUCAGUGACAGUUUACUUAUAAUCCGCUACCAGUUGGGAUUAGUUUCUGCUUCUGAUUGAUAUUUUUUCUAUCAUCAACUGAACCUCUAACA
Stylophora pistillata is the source of this 1515-nucleotide messenger RNA. RefSeq names its product protein CBFA2T2-like. Lineage: Eukaryota; Metazoa; Cnidaria; Anthozoa; Scleractinia; Pocilloporidae. The record is from RefSeq and is a predicted model, not a curated record. Gene Ontology annotation, molecular function: transcription corepressor activity. Gene Ontology annotation, biological process: negative regulation of DNA-templated transcription.